AUGGACGACUCGCCUUCAAUAAGUUCGAAGAAAAUGGAUUUACCUCAGGCUCCACCCACCACAUCAAUUCCACGGUUUACGCCUGAAAACGAACAAAUGGAAAUAGAGGAUGAAGGCUAUUCAGAUACGCUACCCACACAAAUGGAGAUUUGGGACCAUUUCACUCCUUACACUGAUAACAAUGGGAAGACUAGGGCUAACUGUAAGUAUUGUGAUAAAGUUUAUGAUGUCGAUGCAUCUAAUAACGUGACUUCAGCAAUGAAUAAUCAUAGGAAAGCUUGCAACAAUCAUCCUCAUAAUGCAUAUGUUGCCGAUAAUCAAGCAAUAGCUAGUUCCUGCAGGAGUGUAACUGAGGAUUCUAGUGAAUUUUCUUCUCACUGGAAAUUUGAUCAGGAAGCCACAAGAAAAGCCUUAGCUCGCAUGGUCAUUAUUGAUAAAUUGCCAUUUAAGUUUGUAGAAAAAGAAGGAUUUAGGCAGUUUGUAUCUGUUGCUUGUCCGCAGUUUAUUGUUCCAUCAAGAACCACCAUAAUUGAAGAUUGUUAUAG
This is a messenger RNA of Sesamum indicum (sesame), 545 nucleotides long. Lineage: Eukaryota; Viridiplantae; Streptophyta; Magnoliopsida; Lamiales; Pedaliaceae. The record is from RefSeq and is a predicted model, not a curated record.